GGACAGCGACAUGCAGACCUACACUGUGCUGCUGGCCGCCGUGUUGGCGGCAGCCGCCUUCGUGACCGCGGUGCGAGCGGCGCCCAUGGGCGGCGAGCCCGUGUACAACUACGCCAGGCCGGGGGAGAUCGACGCCGAGGACCUCGUGGAGCUGCUCAAGAGGAUAGCGGAGCUGCGGCGAGCGGAGCAGGGCGUGCCGCAGGAGGCGAAGCGCGGCAUGGACUUCGGCCUUUCUCGAGGCUUCUCCGGCGCGGGCGCCGCCAAGCACUUGAUGGGUCUGGCCGCAGCCAACUACGCAGGGGGCCCCGGACGCAGGCGACGCAGCGCCCCCGUCGCCACCGCCCCGGCCGCCCCGGCCGCCAUCGCCCAGGCCCAGAAGCUGUAGGGCCCCGCGGCCGCCCCGUACAAGGCCCCGUAGGCCGAGGCCUAGCCCCUGCUCCUCGCUUCGCUCCGCCGACAUGAAGGCCCUGCGCCAGGGCCGCCAGGGUUCCCGACAACGCUGUAGCACCGCGGCCCGCCGCCCCCGCCGCCACGCCCGCCACGCCCCGCCACGGCCUGCCCCCAGGCACCGGCUGUUCUCUCGGCUUUCGUCCUAGUUUUCUGCUGUUUCAUUCCUAACCAUUUAGUGAAAAUUGAUUAAACUAUUUAAAAAUGCAAGCGGCGGCGAGACCAUUCCAGUGGCCGCAGGUCGGCGUCGCGGCGAGGGCGACGCCUCGUCACGGUGGCCAUGGCGGCCGUGGUGGCCAUGGCCGCCGCCAGCGACGACCGCAGCCACACCGCGACGGCGACCUCGGGGACCCUGGCACUCUGGCCGGGCUGUCCUACGUGUACGCACUUGAUGAAUUUAGAAUCAAGUUUAGUCCCCACUGUUAGUUUCAGUUUAUCUUGUUGCGGGAACCCGUCCCCCUCCCCCGGUCUUCCCUGAGUGCCACGUUGCCGAUAGGCUGAGGAGCCAGGCUCGGGCAGACCAGACCCCACCCCCUUACCCUGAAAUAGGUUCUUCAUUCAUUCAGUCUAGAUGAUACGGUAAGAUUUGCACCCCGCCACUGCGGGACCGCGUUGGGGAAGAGCGAGCCCUUCGGGCCUUCGGCAAUGAAUCUACUGAAGAAUGCGUUGGAUCUGCGCCUUGAUUCUGCACACGGCUCUCGUCGCUCCGUCUCUAUCGCACUCACUGUGCAAGAGAGACAGGCGAAGACGGCAGGGUUCUCGAUCAAACUCCGGGGAGCUCUUCCCCAUCUCGUCCCCUUGGGCGCGUUGAGGGUGCACGGGUAGCGGUCCUAUCGGCAUAGUACGAGCUCAUGUAUUUGCAAAUGGGAACUCGGUUCGUGUAACUAUCCAUUUUGUUUCUAUUUUUUCUGUGGUAAUAUUUAGUACUGUAAAAACAAAGUGUGUGGGUCUAAAGUCGGCAACCCCUGCAAGUGCCCCUGCCUAAGUACCCAGCAGGUGAGCGUGAGCGUCCGGAGCCCUGCGGCGGUUCGGGCGCGGGCACUGCCAUGGCAGUACACUGCAAGCUGUGAGCGUCGCGGCGGGGGAGUCGGCUCAGAGGCACCCGGAAACCAACUCCCGGGAGUGACCUGGCAAGAACCUGGUCCAGCAGAGUCUAUUGCAGAGGGACUUUAGAUGAAAUUUAUUAAGAUUUUGUUUAUUCUGAUCAAAACUUUAUAUUCUACUCGUAGUUAUCUCUGGAGGGUGAUGCAGCACAGACGCGCGCUGCGAUAUAUUUUUCAAAGAGGAAUGGAUAUAUCUGAGGGCUUUUAGGGAGGCCUUGUGAGUGUGACGAGCCACCUAGAACGGUUGUUUCAUUAAAUGCUAAUUAUGUGUAAGUUAUGUUUUGAGUAAAUGUAUUAGGACCUAGUAGCUAAACUAGUAUGAUCUGAGUGUAAGUACAAAAGAGGCCUAUGUCAUCAGACUGUAGCUAGAUUGUUGCAGAAUUUCACUUUUAAUAACUUCCUUUUAGUCAUGCACCUGUUUGGUCUGUUCAAUUCAAAUCAGAAGUAGAUCUCUCGUGUACCUCCACCUACACUGUCAAUAAAAGAUUCCAACCGCUUCAUCA
This is a messenger RNA of Thrips palmi, 2053 nucleotides long. RefSeq names its product diuretic hormone class 2 (gene Dh31). Bases 11 to 385 code for a protein of 124 amino acids. The transcript has 3 exons. Gene Ontology annotation, molecular function: diuretic hormone activity; G protein-coupled receptor binding. Gene Ontology annotation, biological process: body fluid secretion. Lineage: Eukaryota; Metazoa; Arthropoda; Insecta; Thysanoptera; Thripidae. The record is from RefSeq and is a predicted model, not a curated record.